Molecule: messenger RNA, 297 nt
Organism: Jaculus jaculus (lesser Egyptian jerboa)
Lineage: Eukaryota; Metazoa; Chordata; Mammalia; Rodentia; Dipodidae
Gene: Lelp1
Product: late cornified envelope like proline rich 1
Exons: 1
Coding region: 1-297 (98 amino acids)
Source: RefSeq, a predicted model, not a curated record
AUGUCGAGUGACGAUAAGAGCAAGCCGGCCGACCCCAUGAGCGAGCCCAAGAACUGUGACCCCCGGUGCAUGCAGAAGUGUGAGGCCAAAUGCCAACCCAGCUGCCUGAAGAAGCUGCUGCAACGCUGCUCGGAAAAGUGUCCGCGGGAGAAGUGUCCACCGCCACCAAAGUGCCCUCCGUGCCCACCGCCGUGCCCACCGCCAUGCCAACAAACAUGCCCCACACCGUGCUCUCCCAAGACGUGUGUCAAGCCCUGUCCUGCCAAGUGCCCCUCUUCAUGCCCACCCCAGGAGUGA